Paraglomus occultum is the source of this 984-nucleotide messenger RNA. Lineage: Eukaryota; Fungi; Glomeromycota; Glomeromycetes; Paraglomerales; Paraglomeraceae. The record is from the annotation of a GenBank genome assembly.
AUGACUGAACCAACUUUUCCUACAACUGAUUUUCGGUUGUUUUGCUUAACAAUCGUUGCCCUUACUUAUACUGUGCUCGCUGUUUUUAAAGCAGGUGGACGUAAAGGAAAUACGAAGACUUUUUAUGUUCAAAAAUACGAUAAGGAGGGCAAACCAUUACCAGGAACAUCAGAACUAUAUACAAUGGAUAAUAACGAUGAAUUUUCUAACUUUUUGACGAGGGUUGACGCAAAAGGGUUGAAGCUUAUCGAUAAUUCCAGCAACGCGCCAGAUGUUAUUACAUCCUUAGAACGUGUAAUUCCUAACGGUCACUAUCAAAUAGUACAUAAAGGAAAUACGAAGACUUUUCAUGUUCAAAAAUACAAUAAAGAGGGCGAACCAUUAUCAGGAUCAUUUGAACGGUAUACAAUGGCUAAUGAGGAUCUAUUUUCUAAAUUUUUGAAGAGGAUCGACGCAAGAGGAUUGGUGCUUACCGAUGAUACCGACAACGAGCCAGAUGUUAUUACAACUUUAGAAAGUGUAAUUCCCAACGGUUACUAUCAAAUAAGCGCAUCUUAUCUCCUUGCAAUAAAAAAGGGAGUCACCUGGACGCAAGUUGAAGACAAGGUGAUCGAGGAAGAAUCUCUAAUAGCCGUACAGAGCUUUCUUGCUAAGAAUUUUAAUUCACCUGUAAAAACAUUUCCUCGAGUAAUGAUGAAAGAUGAGAAAACAAUUAUGGAAUGGGACGGUGUUCUUGCUUGCAAGGACAUAACAUUCUUACUUGAAUGUAAACACAAGAUGUCGGAAGAGCAUCUAAAGAGGAUUGCUAAUCGAUUAACUGAAUUUGAAAAAAAUGUUGAAAAAACCGAUACUCCAGAAUUCGAGCAACUGAUAGGACAAAAAUGUAUUGGUGUUGCAUGUGGUUCUUAUUUCCCCGAAUCAUUAAGAAAUAAGUCAAUUGAACUUGGAUUAGCAGUUGUUUACCCUAGUGGUAAUCGUUAUAAG